AUGUUGAUUGGCAUCUGCGGUGCAAAAUGCGCCGGCAAGAGCACGGUCGCCCAAUACCUCAUAGAGCACCAUGGGUUCAAGAAGCUUCAUCUAGAGCUUUCGGAGGAUAAGACCAGCCAGAAUGGCGUUAAGGGCACAGCACCCUCAGACUCUGAGGAAACGGGCCCAGCUGUCAACGGUGGCCAUGUCGCCUCACUUCCUUACCACACCAGGAACUCACCGCCAUCUCACACCUUCACCACCACCGCGGCGCUGCUCGACUUCGUGACCAAGUCCUGGCGAUCCCGCUGGGUCAUCACCUCGAUUCCCAACGAGGCGGUGCUGGACGCGCUCGCGCGCCGGCCCUUCUUCAUCCUGAUCUCGGUGGACGCCCCGCUGACGGUGCGCUGGCGGCGGCACCAGGCGCGCCACGCAGCCUCCUCUCCGCCGCCGCCCACCACAGCGAUGUCGCUCGAGGACUUCGUGGCCGAGUCGGACGCGCACCUGUACGCGGCGGCGGGCGGGGUGCUGCCGCUGAUGUCGCGGGCGACGAUCCGGCUGCUCAACACGUCGGGCGACCUGGCGCACCUGUACGCGACGCUGGGCAAGCUGGACCUGACGGACGGCGACCGGCUGCGGCCGAGCUGGGACGCCUACUUCAUGUCGCUGUCGUCGCUGGCGGCGCGGCGGUCCAACUGCAUGAAGCGCGCCGUCGGCUGCGUGCUGGUCGGCCCCAGCCGCCGCGUCGUCAGCACGGGCUACAACGGCACCCCGCGCGGCGUGCGCAACUGCAGCGAGGGCGGCUGCCCGCGCUGCAACAGCGGCGAGACCAGCGGCGUCUCGCUGGCCACCUGCCUGUGCCUGCACGCCGAGGAGAACGCCCUCCUCGAGGCCGGCAGGGAGAGGAUCCGCGAGGGCAGCGUCCUGUACUGCAACACGUGCCCCUGCCUCACGUGCAGCAUCAAGAUCGUGCAGGUGGGCAUCAGCGAGGUGGUGUACAAUCAGGGGUAUAGCAUGGAUGGAGAGGCCGCCGAGGUGUUCAGGAGUGCAGGGGUCAAGUUGAGGCAGUUCUCACCGCCGGCGGAUGGUUUGAUCCACCUGGAGAAGAUGGAGUUGUAUUAG
This is a messenger RNA of Neoarthrinium moseri, 1101 nucleotides long. RefSeq lists its product as uncharacterized. The transcript has 3 exons. The coding region runs from base 1 to 1101 and encodes 366 amino acids. The record is from RefSeq and is a predicted model, not a curated record. Gene Ontology annotation, molecular function: zinc ion binding; hydrolase activity. NCBI's taxonomy places the organism in Eukaryota, Fungi, Ascomycota, Sordariomycetes, Amphisphaeriales, Apiosporaceae.